AUGAAGGAAGUCAUUUCUGCAAUCACAAUUUCACUGCAUUAUGUGCUCAAUAUGGAGUUCCGCCACCGCACUGCAUUGGCCUAUCAUCCCCAAGCAAAUGGUCAAGCAGAAGUAUCAAAUUGGGAAAUAAAGAGUAUACGUGAAAAAACUGUGAAUACAUCAAUGAAAGAUUGGUCAAAGAGGAUAGAUGACUCCUUAUGGGCAUAUAGAACUGCUUUCAAAACACCCAUAGGGAUGUCACCAUAUCGAUUGGUAUUUGGGAAGGCUUGUCAUCUUCCAGUGGAGCUUGAACAAAGGGCAUAUUGGGCGGUGAAAAAGCUAAAUGUAGAUAAGUUCCGCAACGAGGCUUAUGAGAAAGGAAAAAUCUAUAAGGAGAAGAUGUAG
Humulus lupulus (European hop) is the source of this 384-nucleotide messenger RNA. RefSeq lists its product as uncharacterized. The transcript has a single exon. The record is from RefSeq and is a predicted model, not a curated record. The coding region runs from base 1 to 384 and encodes 127 amino acids. NCBI's taxonomy places the organism in Eukaryota, Viridiplantae, Streptophyta, Magnoliopsida, Rosales, Cannabaceae. Gene Ontology annotation, molecular function: nucleic acid binding.